AUUUCAGCACCUGAGCAAACACCAUCACUUUCCUGCUGCACACAGCACAAAUCUUCCAUUUCCAGAGCGAGCUCGCCCAUUUUGUGUGACGGGUCCCGUAUGUCUGACCCACUAACACAUUUCUGUUUAUCAGGCGGCGUUACGUCACGCCAGUGGGCGGAGUCUAGUCGUUCAAAACACAGCCUGUCUUCAAAUCCUCCCAGAUUUUUUUUACGCUUCCCACCUUUUUUUUUUUUUUAAUUUAUUUUGCUCUCAUUUUGCAACCACCCGCAGCUUUUUCGGUACUCGGCGCCUUUUUUUACUUUUUAAAAAUUGUAUCUGCUCUUCGUAUAUAAUGCGGUGGAUCUCCGACCUUUCCGACCUGCUUUUUCUUCCGAGAUUGACUUCACGAACAGCAUCAUCCUCUGUUGUUUGUUUUCUGGAUGCUUUCGAUGGAUAUGGAUUGAUUUAAAAGCCGUAUAAAUGCACCUGCCGUCGGAGAGACACUCGGCUUUUAAAAUCGCAGAGGUGUGUGUGCCCUGGGUGCAGCCUGGCCUGUGCUGUGGAUGUGAUGAAGAACCCAGGAGCUGCGGAGAGCCGUCGGCUGGACGGCCUGCUGGAGGCCGCUCUGGUCCGAGAGGCUCGCCUCUGGAAGGUACCAGUCUUCAAAAAUGGAUGCAUCCAGGGUGCUGACAUCUCUUCAUCCCAACACCAAGAAAUGAUCCUUUGGCUUGGAGAAAUGAACAGGCUGUUUCAUUUCUGUCCAGAGACCUUUGCACUGGGAGUGUGUGUCCUCAACCGUCUGCUGUCUACUGUGAAGGCUCAAACAAAGUACCUGAAAUGCAUUGCUUUUACCUCACUGCUUCUGGCUGCCAAAAUCAACGAGGAAGAUGAGGUUAUAGGCUCUGUUAAAGACCUGGUUGUGCAGAGUGGAUGCAACUUUUCAACAGCGGAGAUUCUUCGCAUGGAGAGGAUCAUUCUAGACAAGCUGCACUGGGACUUGUACACCGCAACACCCAUCGACUUCAUUCACAUAUUCCACGCCAUCCUCGUCUCCGGCCACCCCCACCUCAUUCCGUCCAUCGGUCUCGGAUCCGGUGUCGGCUGGUACCCUGCAACAGACCCCGGUGUCCUCCCCGUUGGGCUGGGGAAUCAGAAGAGACCUCCCGGCCUCCAGGUGGCGUUGUGGACCAGGCAGGUGCAACACUGUAUGGCUUGCCACCAGCUUUGGCAGUUCAAGGGCUCCACAUUGGCUUUGGCCAUCAUCACUUUGGAGCUGGAGGCACUCACACCCGACUGGUUCUCCGUGUUAACGGAUCUGCUGAAGAAAGCACAAGUUGACAGUGCGGAGUUCAUCCACUGCAAAGAGGUGGUGGACGAGUACCUGCACAGCCUGGAGUUCUCCCUGACGACCAACGCCGUCUACAUUUUCGACAGCACUCAGAUCCAGGAAGAAGAGCGAGCCCAAAGCCCCACGCGGCACUUACAAGAGUCCAGGAGGGGCCGGGGCGAUGGAGAGCAGGGGGACUCGGACGAGUAUUACGACGGAUUCGGAAAUCUGUAUAACGAGGAAGCGACUCCCGGGGCAGAGGGGAGCGAUCGCGACGGUUCGUUUGAGCAGGAGGACAUCUCGUCGUGCCCGCCACUGCACCCUGCCGUCAACUAGGAGGACAUUUUAUUCACACCGUCCACCUUUCGUCCAUAAGGACAUCGUGGGACCCAGAUGCUCCUCGCUAACCAUAACAUUUCAAGAUAAAUUUUUUUUUUUUUUUUAUUAUUAUGUUUUUUCCAAAAAGAGUUGGCUAAUGUAAAAUUUAGUAUUACUUUAGUCUCGUCUUUGCACUUGUCCUUACUGACUCUGAAGGUGUCAGGAUUUUUUUUUUUUUUUUUUGUCUUAUUCUGAUUUUGUGGCUUGUUCUUGGCAGCUGAGCUGAAGCUGUGGGGAAUCACUUACGUUACCAAAAUUAGAUUUGAAUGUUUCUCUUUAGUGCAAAGUUGCUGUUCUACCUGUAAAGGCCUCCUUCCCCUUACUUUACAACCUACCUUUGGUUCACAUCAACCCCAGAUUUUUUUUUUUUUUUUUUUUUUUUUUUUUUUUUUUUUUUUGAAGGCCUGUUUAUUUGCUUCUUUUCCAAGUUUGACAGUGUGCCCACAUGUAGUUGGAGGUAACCCGGUGCUCAUGCCCCCCCCUUCCCCGAGCCACACAGCACUUUGAUAUUUAAAAAAAAAAAAGAAGAAAAAAAAAAACUUUUCCUUUUUUUAUACAAAUAAUUAUAUAUUUUUAACCUCUUUUUAUUAUUUUAAUCUUAACUCUACUAAAGUUUUCCAGUUUUGUUAAAUGUUUAUUUACCCUUUUAUUUAGAAAAGUUACAUUUUUACUUAAAAGCUUUAUUUCAUGACUUAAUUAUGCAAAUGGUUUUUAUUAAAUUAAGUUUCAGCCUGAGUUGGUUUAAAUUAUGCAGCUGUUACAUAUCAUAGCCGAGCACCUUUGGGAGAUUGAUUCAACACUAGAGCAGAAUAAUAAAAACAAUGGUGAUUUUUUUGACAGCAUGAGAUUAUCUGGUUGAUGAUGCAGCAUCAGUGAUAAAUUAGCAAUAUUUUUUUUAAUUAUGUACUGUAUGAUAAUCUGAGGUUGACCUAUGGGAUUAUUCUUUCCUCUGAUUUGUAAACUGAUGAAGGCUGAUGGAUGGAAACGCAGUGUCUCUUGAGGAACUUUACCUCCACCGCUCUACCAAUGCUGGAGAGACUGAUCUUUGAUUUUAUUUUUUUUGUUUAGGUGGCUCAAAUUGUGUUCAGUCUCAGUAACAUGAUCUCUAAUGUGAACUAGUUAUUUUCUCAUUUGUAAAGUCUGCUUUGACUCAUCAAGUCGAUCUGGACCAAGCCACACAUAUUCCUUCAGAUACUGAGGCAGCUAUAUCUUAUUGUUUUGUCUACCAUAGAAAUAAAGCUAUGAUUUCAAAAAAUAAA
This is a messenger RNA of Oreochromis aureus, 2946 nucleotides long. RefSeq names its product cyclin I family, member 2 (gene ccni2). Gene Ontology annotation, cellular component: cytoplasm; cyclin-dependent protein kinase holoenzyme complex; nucleus. Lineage: Eukaryota; Metazoa; Chordata; Actinopteri; Cichliformes; Cichlidae. The coding region runs from base 551 to 1645 and encodes 364 amino acids. The transcript is spliced from 7 exons. Gene Ontology annotation, molecular function: cyclin-dependent protein serine/threonine kinase regulator activity. The record is from RefSeq and is a predicted model, not a curated record. Gene Ontology annotation, biological process: mitotic cell cycle phase transition; regulation of cyclin-dependent protein serine/threonine kinase activity.